This is a messenger RNA of Eriocheir sinensis (Chinese mitten crab), 2017 nucleotides long. RefSeq lists its product as uncharacterized. NCBI's taxonomy places the organism in Eukaryota, Metazoa, Arthropoda, Malacostraca, Decapoda, Varunidae. The record is from RefSeq and is a predicted model, not a curated record. The transcript is spliced from 3 exons. The coding region runs from base 563 to 1948 and encodes 461 amino acids.
CCGUUGCAGCGCCGCCAAACAAACAGAGAAAGAAAGGAAAAAUGGGCGGCGGUGCAAGUGAAGGUGAAAACAUCCUUAUUUGAAGGCUGGAAACGAAGGGAACAAGCAAUUAAACGAUGCAUAAGAAGGAAGUCCAAGGUGUAAAGACUUAAGAAGCAGUACAAAGCGUCAGAGGCCUACAGAAGAGGAGAAAAUAAUGGCUUGUAACGUGUGACAAACAAGACUCACUGAAAAUGUUCUUGCCGAGGAUGAAGAGCAGAAGGAUGAGGACGAGGGAGAAAGCAGAGCGAGGACCAACGUGUUAGCAGUGACUUAGGACCAUAUCACCACUAAAGGUUAUGUUAUUCGUGCGUGCCAAGCCUUCCUUCCACGGCCAGUAAGGAGAGUCAGUAACUUUAAGGAUUAACAGUGAACUAAGUGAAGGGUCAGUACCGUCAGCCCCCCAGCACCACCCCAGUGAUGGCCGAGGACUGACCAAACAGUGGCCGGGACCCCAGGAACACUCGGAACCUCUGUCGUCAGGUAAUUUAUUAGUUGAGUGGCUACUGGAAGUGGAGCAAAAAUGGAGGACAGAACUAGCUUCCAGCCAGCCACCAGGGGUGAGGUGUAUAGCAUAGAUCUUGGUCAAGAGCCAAGCAUCAAGACUGAACCCGCCAUUAAACUUGAGGAGAUGGUAGAAGAAAUGGGCCAUGUAAUACUCACUGGCGGAGAGGAGAGUGACCACAGCGAUCCAGCCAGUGACCUGUCCAGUCAAAACAUGGUGGUGAUAGAGGGCCGUGUGCUCUGUCAGCUGUGCAAGAAAGCGUACAAAAACAGGAGCAGUCUGACCACACACCUGCGAGUAAAGCACAAUCUCUGUGGCAACAGCCGCGCCAAGAUGCCGUGUCUGGAGCCUGGCUGUGACUUCAGGGCCAACCGCAUCGCACGCUUGAUCACACACCUCAUCAAGGCACACAAGAUGAAGUUUCAGUGUGAGAAAGUAAAAUUCCAGAAUAAGGAUGAUUUUUGGCAGUGGAGGAAGGAGGCUGAGGAAAGGUGCCGCUCAUCCUACUGUGCUGAAACAUCCACCAAAAAAAUGGUAUCGGGGGACAUCAAGUUCUUCCUGCGCUGCCGCCGCAGUGGCUACGUGAAGUGUCACCCUCAGGGGACCGGGACGAGGGUGGCACGGAAGGGCAGCAUGAAGAUCAAUGCCGUGUGCACGUCCUUCAUGGAGGUGAUAUUCAUGAAAGACGGGGGAGCCACGGUACACUUCUGCAGGACUCACUACGGCCACGCUGACGAUGGGCAACACUUACGGAUGAAUGCGGAGGAGCGGGAAAGCAUCCGGCAGCUGAUUCUGGAGGGCCACACUGCCUCAGCCAUCAUAGCUACCAUGAAGACCCGCAUGCCCCAACACCGCCACCACCUCCUCAAGUACUCCAAGAUUCGCAACAUAUCCGUGCGACAGAACCUCUACAUGACCAGGGACCGAAACCUGGCGGGGGGCAGCCGACUGGUGUUGCCGGGCGAGUUGGUGGGUGAGGCAGGACAGGACUCCCUCAGCCUGCAAGUGGUGAAGGAGGUGGAGGUGCAGGCUGAAGAGGAGGUGAUGUCUUCCCACACUCUGGACCUGGAGCCUCACCCGCAGGCCCCCGUAGCAGCAGUGACCACUCAGGACAGUGACAAUGUUGAGACUCUACAGACAGAAGUGAAGAAAAGGCUAAAUAAGUUAUCGUGUCUGGCCUCGAGUGUUACGUCAGAAUCUACUCUCAGGUACCUCAGUGAGAACUUGGGCUUCCUUACUGACCUGCUGGAAAGUGAGUCACGGAUAGAGGUUGUUACCGAACCUUCUGAGCAUUCCGAGGCGGGUGAUCAGAACGUGGUGCUUCACAAGGAUAUUGACGGGAACUCUCUCGUCCUCUUGUGCUCACCAAGGAGCAUUGACGACUUGGUGGACAAAAAGAAAUAGAUUGUACUCUAGAGGGUGUCUAUUCCACCUUAGUAAUUUAAUUGCAUGUCAAUAAAAUUUGAACUUUUU